AAUACACAAGCGCUACCCUGAGUGUGCAGGGUCCGGCUGCUGGGGUUUCCUACUACUUUGAUGACGCAUCUCUUGUUGAAAUACCCGAAUACACAACAUGGGAAGCUGACGCUAAUGCGCUCAUUGAGGCUCACAGGAAAAACAAUAUUCGCUUCUU
Molecule: messenger RNA, 157 nt
Organism: Candidula unifasciata
Lineage: Eukaryota; Metazoa; Mollusca; Gastropoda; Stylommatophora; Geomitridae
Source: the annotation of a GenBank genome assembly